Molecule: messenger RNA, 2170 nt
Organism: Nymphaea colorata (pocket water lily)
Lineage: Eukaryota; Viridiplantae; Streptophyta; Magnoliopsida; Nymphaeales; Nymphaeaceae
Exons: 3
Coding region: 1442-1840 (132 amino acids)
Source: RefSeq, a predicted model, not a curated record
UUAAGUUCAACUAUAAUUGCCUUUAUUGUUUAUAUGAUUUUUCUUUGUUUUUUUUUUUAAGCUUGUCAUAGGAUAUGGGCCCUUAAGUGGAUGUCAUGUUUAUUUGUAUAAGGAAGAUAUCAGUAUUUAAAAAAUUCACUUUCUUCAAGGAGCAGCAGCUUGCUGGUUCUUUCUUGUGGUUGUUCUUUUUCUCUUGUAGCAUUGGUGAUAGGACAGAUUGGCUGGAUUCAACAGUUAGUUUCUUUGAGCACUACAUACUUGUCUUUUGUUAUUUGUAGAGAACCCCCAUUUUAUAUCCUGUUCUUUCGCUAUGUGUUGAGCAACUUGAGAAAACAAUGAACUCUAGCUGACUCAAAUUAUUCCAAUAUUCUACCUUUUUUGAGAUUGAAGGCUUUAGAUAAGGCUUAAUAUUACGAUAAUUACAAGAUGGCUUCUUCUUUUUGUCUCUAAUGUCACAGAUUUUCAAACAAUUAUCUGACUCUUAGACAUUUAUCUAAAGGAAGAUCUUAACCAUAUUUCUGUACCAGCACCCACCAUAAAGCAUCACACCUUUAAUUUCUUUGAGCAAAGUAGAAUGUCAACUUAACUUGUUAUUGACUAGAAAAACAUAGCUAGGACAUUUUUUUUUAGCACAAUAUUUUUGUCCCAAUGUUGAUUCAUUUAUCUUAACCAGAAAGUGAUUGUCCUACUAAAGAUUUGAUUAAUGAACAUGUAGAAUGUCCAAUUGCACACUAAGACCGAGGAUCCUAGGCCAUGUAUCUGGAAGGAGGUUGUUCAAGCUAUUGGAACCAAAAGAAAUCAUCUGGAGUUCUGCACUCUUAGGAAGUUUUAGUUUUCUGAACUCCAACAAUUUUACGCUUUAUAAGUUGUCAUGAACUAGAGAUUUUGUUGGUCUUCAUGCUUCAUUUUUCCAUGAUAGUAAGCAUAUAACAGUCAUUGCUUCUUUGAGGCAUCUGUAUAGCCUGUGCAAUUGUUUUGGCUACUUUGGGGUAUCCACAUGGUUUAUCCCUUUCUUAUGAUUUUCUGAUAUGUUCACGUAAUAUACUUGUUGACAAAAAGAAAACUCAAUGUGGAAUUGCACUUAAAGUUUCCUGUACAGACUGGUUUGUGUCAUAUUUUAUACUUGUUCCACCUACUGAAUUGGAACUUGGAUUACAUCUAAUCUUAAUCAGUGGUCUGAUGUAGCUACGAGGUGCAACCUGUCAAAUGCUUGUGAUUUUCCGUUUUCUUCCCUUGAGGAUUUGCAACCCUGGGGCCUUGUUCCUGUGAAUCCCUGCUCGCAGCCUGAGCACUUUAUCAUUGAACAAAGCAGUGUCCCUUUCUCGGUGUGGAUUAUGUUGCAGUACUGAGUUUGAAGUUCUAUAUUUUUCUUCUCUUAUUAUCGACACAUUUAUAAAGUGACAAAUGAACUGGUAUCACUCCACAGGCAACUCCGUACAGGAUGAAGCUCCAUCGGUUGGGAACUCAGUUUAGAUGUUUGUCUGUGCACAGAGAUUUGAAGGGUCAGACAACUGCCAGGACAGAGAUUUUAUUUAUUGAAAAUGGUCCACCAUCCUGUAUGCUGCCCAAUUUUUUGAUGGUCCGAAUGUGGAGUUUCUUCACGUCGACAUAUGAAAUUGCAAACAGUUUGGCAAUCACUCAAAAGCAGUUCGGUCAUGCUCAGUCGGUUCACAAGUUUUCCUUGUGCUGUCAGUUUUCAAGGUUCCUGGCUGAAUCAGCUUGCAGCUUCGGAAGUGCUAGUUCUAAUUUGCACAUAAUAGUUGGUUAUUGGGUUGGACCUGACAUUGAAGAUGGAUGGGGAUAUGCGGAGGCCUCUGUAAACCAAAUUUUUAGGUAUUGAAAAGCGUCUCUCUCUCUCCACAUUUAAUGCACUCCUGGGAAUGUCUCCUGGUUGUCCCUGGCGACACAUAACGCAUCUUGAGGAAGAAGAUCAAAAAGGACCCUGAUGCAUACGAGAUAUUGAUGUCGACGGCUGAGCCAGGGACGUGGCAUGGUCGUGGCCAUGCAGCUUUUGGUGAAUGCAUUCGGCGGACAGGAAUCACACAAGUGUUCCACUGGUAGGGGAGCUCAAUCCCUUUUUUCGAUUGUGGGCCUUUUUCUUUGUCAUCACACCUCCCCUUGUAAAACUUUUUUCUCAUUAUUUCAUUAUGGCAACAUUUUGACCUGCGCA